CCAAAACCCACGGAAUCUUGCAAACUUUCUGCAGUGGCGCCCAAUGGCUGGGAGAGAUCUACUACGGCUCUCCAUUUUCCACGGCUUGUAGAGAAGUGGAUGAUUGGCAGUCAGCAGAGAUUCCAAACACCCUUGACUAACAGGAUGUUUCUUCUGAUACUUGUUUUUCAAUGUCUCCAGUGUAAGGUGAAGUUCCAAGUCUGAAAGAUCGAAGCUUUUCUCUUCAAUUCGUCCACUCGCAGUUUCGUCAAGUUGGGAAGUAAGUUAUUUCAGUUGGGUUGUGUUAAUUUAGCUUCUCAUGACUUUCCAACGAAUUUAUUUUUGGUUGCAUUGAUUGAUGGUGGGGGAGAUGUGUGCCUUAUCAAGGAUGGUUUGACACUGAUAAACAGUUUGUGGAUGGACAGAUGCUUAUGGUGAGAUAUGCUGGCAUCCGAGGGGGGGUCGCCUAAGGUUUCAAAGGGAUCGUUUCUAGAGUGGAGGCCAUUAAGUCUGUCGAAAGCUUGAGCUGACAAUGAAGUAGUCUGUGAUCCUGCAGGUAGUAAAUAAUUCGGAAUGACGGUGUUUAAUGUGUUUCUGGGCUGUUGUUGCAUAUUAGGAGUUUAAGGCUUUGUGUAACUUAUUGAACUUGCAGUUCCACCUGCAUAUUGAUUCUAAUUGUGAUGUCUGUACUGCAGAGCAGGUUAUUUUAGAGUUAUGCUGGGUGUCACAUAAAACAACGUUUUAGUGGUUGCUAGACUUGGAAAUGAAUGGUAAAAACAUUAGUUGUUGACAACCCAGUUUUAUUUGGACAGUGAGGCAACCAAGGAAGCCGGCUUGGUAGAACAUUAGGCUGAGGAAAUGCUGUUGUAUCCUUCCAUUUGUCCUGUUCUAAUAUAGAUGGAAGCUUAAUCGGUUUUCAAAGAAUGUUUUGUUGUCUGGAAUCAGUCAUAAUGCUUAAUAGAGGUCAACUUAUGGACAUUAGGUCACAAUGCUAACAUAUGAUUUGGCUAUUUUCGUUGAUUCGUACAGCCAUGUCUCGUAGUGAGAAGAAGAAUCCAAUAUUGUUCUUCAAACAUGAAUCCCAUCUAUAAAUAGAAGAUGGCACAGACUACAUUGUUUCACCUUCAAGUAUCCAUACAAAUUUCUGAAAGUUAGAAGUCUCUUCACCACCAUAAUGGGUUCUCAUUCAUGGCUUCCUAUGUUCAUAGUUACUGCAACUCUCACCACAAUUUACAGAACAGCUGAGUCAGCAUAUGAAGCUGAUAGGAUUGUGAAGCUGCCAGAGCAGCCAGAGGUUAGCUUCCAGCAGUAUGCAGGCUAUGUCACUGUUGAUGAAACCCAGCAGAGGGAACUUUUCUACUACUUUGUUGAAGCUGCGACCAACUCCAGUUCCAAGCCUCUUGUUUUGUGGCUCAAUGGAGGACCUGGGUGCUCUUCAGUUGGAGCUGGAGCUUUCUCCGAACAUGGCCCUUUUCAGCCAAAUACAGCAGGGGCUCUGGUCAACAAUGAAUACAGUUGGAACAAAGAAGCAAACAUGCUGUAUUUGGAAUCCCCAGCAGGAGUUGGCUUCUCGUAUUCUGCCAACACCUCUUUCUACAAAAUGGUUAAUGACUCCAUAACAGCAAAAGACAACUUGGCCUUCAUUCAAAAAUGGCUAGUCAAGUUUCCUGAAUACAACACCAGAGAUCUUUUCAUCGCUGGAGAAAGCUAUGCUGGACACUACGUCCCACAGCUAGCCAAGCUAAUUGUGGAGUCGGGAUCAAAUCUCAGCUUGAAAGGCAUAGCUAUAGGAAACCCAUUGUUGGAGUUCGACACAGAUUUCAACGGGAAAGGAAGUUACUACUGGUCUCACAGCUUGAUAUCGGACCAGACUUAUCACCUUUUGAAUACAGUGUGCAACUUCUCCCAGAUCACGAGAGCAAGCUUGUUGCGGCCGAGCAACUUGUCCAAGCCGUGUGAACUCGUCGCAACUCAGAUAAGAUCAGAAUCGCCCAAUAAAAACUUCGAUAGCUAUGAUGUCACUUCUGAUGUCUGUUUGUCAGAUGGUGAAUCACAGUUGGGUUCCCAAAAACAGCUCUCAUUAGCUUCUAUCUUUCAUCCCAUUUCGUCCCUCAAAUCCAAACAAAGUGCUCCCAGAAAGCAGGUAAGCCUUUCUUUUUGUUGAUCACAUCGAAACCCAUCUGGAAUAUGAUCAGUAUAGUAGGGCUAUGCAUGCAGGAAGCUGGAGGGGAGUCGAUAGACCUUUGUGUACAAGAUGAGACAUAUACAUACUUGAACAGGAAAGAUGUCCAAGAAGCUAUGCAUGCCAAGCUUGUUGGCGUCACCAGCUGGGGUUUCUGCAGCGAUGUGGUGAAUUAUGACCACAGAAAUCUGGAGAUCCCAACAAUUGGGGUGGUGGGUUCUUUGGUCGGAUCGGGGAUUCGAGUACUAGUCUACAGCGGGGAUCAAGAUUCGGUUCUGCCAUUCGUUGGCACGAGGAUUCUGGUGAAUCGUUUGGCAACAGGGAUGGGGUUAAAUACAACCGUGCCAUACAAGGCAUGGUUUGAUUUUGACAAACAGGUGGGUGGAUGGACCCAAGUCUAUGGGCAGAACAAUAAGUUGUCAUUUGCAACCAUCAGAGGAGCCUCCCACAUGGCUCCAUUCUCCUCUCCCAAGAGGUCACUCGCGUUAUUUGCAGCAUUUGUUGCUGGGAGACCAUUGACAGCUUGAUCUUUCGCAGACUUGGAAUACAUGACACUAUUUAGUCAAGAUGAUUCAUCUCUUGCACUAUGAAUUUGUGCAAAACUGUAAUUUCAAUUUUCUUGAGGCAACUACUAUGCCUAUAUUUGUAUAGUUACAAUGAUUUAAAGUCACAUGGCCAAUUGAAAAUAUUCAGUGAUCUCGUGUUUGAGUAUUAUUCAGGAUCUGUCUUAUUAAUAAUAUCCAGCGUUUUGAGUUAAUUUUUACAUUGUAUUUAAAAAUAUUACGAUUCUGAAAUUCGAUUUUACUUCGCCUGGAUAGGGAGGGUCUUGGAGCAAGAGACAAGCGGGUUUAUCCCCGAUAGCGACGCAGCAAUUUGUACGCUGCAAAACCAAAUUCAGCAGCUGCAGCCACAGCUUAGUCCAACAGUGUCAUGAUGAUUGGGAGGUAUGCAUGCAUGAAGCUGGUGGAGAGUCGACAUACCUUUGUGUACAAGGAAGGACUUACGGGUAUUUGAACAUGAAAGAUGCCCAAGAAGCUAUGCAUAUGCCAAGCUUGUUGGCGUCAAUAGUACUUUGAGAAUCUGCAGCCAGUAAGAGACUAAGAACACGUAUACUUACCCCUACGUUAUCUGCACUACUAGCUGCUACCGUCAAGUCUUAAAGAUUAAAACUCUUAGUCUCAACACUGGACCUGAGACGAGACCACGAACCAAUCUCGACAGAAUCUCUUGCCCCUCAUCUCUUUUGCAAUGUGGUGAAUUAUGAUCUCAGCAGUCUAGAGAUUCCAACGAUUGGGGUGGUGGGUUCCUUGGUGGGACCGGGAUUCGAGUGCUGGUCUAUAGCGGGGAUCAAGAUUCGGUUUUCCCAUUCAUUGGGACAAGGAUUCUAGUUAAUCAGUUGGUAACAGAAAUGGGGUUGAAAACAACUGUGUCAUACAAAGCAUGGUUUGGUUAUGACAAACAGGUGGGUGGUUGGGCCCAAGUUUAUGGAGGGAACAACAAUUUGUGAUUUGCAACCAUCAGAGGAGCCUUUCACAAAGCUCCAUCAUCCUCUCACAUGAGAUCACUCGCAUUAUUUGCAGCAUUUCUUGGGGACACCACUGGCGACUUGAUCGGGAUAAGUGCGCAUGCAGCUUAUAGGAAAUGUGACGAAACUAUACCAUCCAACGAAGCUGCCGGCUUGAUACUUU
Molecule: messenger RNA, 3849 nt
Organism: Linum tenue
Lineage: Eukaryota; Viridiplantae; Streptophyta; Magnoliopsida; Malpighiales; Linaceae
Source: the annotation of a GenBank genome assembly